Messenger RNA from Rhipicephalus sanguineus (brown dog tick), 2831 nucleotides. RefSeq lists its product as uncharacterized. The transcript has 3 exons. The record is from RefSeq and is a predicted model, not a curated record. Lineage: Eukaryota; Metazoa; Arthropoda; Arachnida; Ixodida; Ixodidae. Gene Ontology annotation, molecular function: structural constituent of chitin-based larval cuticle. Bases 79 to 1800 code for a protein of 573 amino acids. Gene Ontology annotation, cellular component: chitin-based extracellular matrix.
UGCGUCACCGUCUCGUGGGGACUCCGCCGCCGCGUGCUGCCUGUGGACUUUACCGACGGCCGUUGCGCAGCGGGAGAUAUGCUCAGGAUACGACAGCUGCAGCGGCCUCUUCUCCUGCUGGUUUUAUUGGUACCGACAUUUGCGGAGGAUUCAGCCAACAGCAUUUUACACCGACAGCAAGACGAUCACGGAAACUACGAAUUUGGCUUCAACAUCGAGGGUCUAUCAUGGGACCAGUUCCAACAAGAGUCCGGUGAUGCACUCGGUCGCAAGACGGGUGCAUAUGGUUUCCGUGAUACUGACGGUCGCCUCAGGCUUGUCGAAUAUGUUGCUGAUGAACUUGGAUUCCGUGUAAAGGUCCAAACGAAUGAGCCUGGAACGCAAGAUACCGCUAUGCCCUCGGUCGUCAUAGACAGUGCCACCCCUGCCUCCAGCGUCGCUCCCGAUGCCCCAGCAUCGGUUUCACCAUCGACGCCUUCGGAGAGCACUCGCGAACCGAUCGUGUCUCCGCCACCUGCGCGGCUCCUACGGAGACUUUCGCCCUUGCCACCAUUUCUUCCACGCAGUUUGGCUGACAGCAUGGCAAGCAAGCUUUCCUCCGCCAGUGAGCCGAAUACGAAAGUAGAGAGGAGCUCGGACCACAAGUUGCAUGCGCAAGAACCACAACGAGAACAAGUGUCGUCGUCUCUGAGGCUACCGCCUUCCAGAAGCCUCGCCCAAAAAUUCGAAACCCCGUUGUUGCCUACAGGAGCUGUGAAGAUGGACUCUCACCCUGCUCUCCGUCACUACAGUCCUAAUAUAUUCCAGCUCGGACGUCCCGUAUACUUAGGGCAUUCUGCGCCAGCAUCUUUCCUUCAGAACCAUCAUUCUUCACAAUACCAGCAUUUGCCAGCUGGUCUUUCGGCUGGUGGCGUACCGUAUGCCGCGUCACCUCUACCGAGAGAUAAUCGAGCUAAGGGUGCUGCGCUGGUUACGAAAGAAGUGAAUGGCAAAAUAGUGCCUCAAGUUGCCCUGAUCAGAGCCGAUGGUACAUUAUCAACAGACGAACCUUAUCCGCCCCGUGGGUACCCUCAGCGACCUGCGCAGGAGCCUCGGCCACACCCGAAUGUGUACCAUCAGGCAGCGUUGCCGGUUUCUGGGCCGCGAUCAUUCACGAGUCAGAACACUCCAAACGUCGGAAACAUAUUUCCCAUUAACACUGUUCACCCCGCCAGCCUAGGCUUCCCCGCUGAUCCUUUCCCAUUUUACGCUCCAGGCGGCUACUACGGCCACAGUGGUACAUCGGCGCUGCCCUCCCAACAGCAGCAACAACUCCCACCUUCAGUUCCUGGCUACCAACCGCUUCCGCAAGGGCUCACAGUCAACUACUACCUGACAAACUCACUUCCGCUCGCCGGUCGACCGGGACAAGCUGGGCCAGCGGUUCAACCACAGCCGCUGCCAAUCGAACAACCACUGAUUCCACGACUCCAGCGGCCCCGCGUCAUCAAUCCAGUGUAUCUGUCUCAACGCCUGGAUUCAGCACCUUUGCGCACAGAACCGGUAGCCCCACAGCAGUCACAGUCCAUAGUACCGUCAUUUCCCGAUGCACAGCAGGUUUACGGCCAGAGACUGUAUCCGCAAGCCCGCCAUAGUCUCGACUUGCCGGGUGCCAUAGCCUACCGUGGUUCACGUGCCACGCCUGCGCUCCAAGAAGAGUACGUGCCGUCGCCUGCGCUUGCUCUGCAGGACGACCACGCCCGUCGUCUGCACCCUUCAUACGCUGCGCAGCGGCAACACGAAGGACUCCCAGCGGUUUGAGGAAAAGUGUCCCUGUCGACAGCGACAUUGUACAGACUGGUACUAAUGCCAUUCUCAAGUGAGAACGAGACCAGUAUCCUAGCUAGAAUAGGUCUUUUCUGGAAGUCGUUGCCUUAGUGCCACGCAUUGUGCAAUCACAUUUCGGCUGUUUGCCCUGUAAACAGCAGGAGACGCGUGCAACAUUUUGCGCAAAUCACUCGGUAGUGCUUACGUUUUAUGUGGCAGUGCCUAUGCGGGUACACUGACGUAGCGCUUAUACCUCGGUUCCACUCACGGUUGGAGGGCAAUAUCCUGAGACCGAACAGCGCUAGCCUAGUACGAAUAUAUUUAUGCUAAGUAAUCACAGCUUCUUUCCCAUAUCCGCACGCGUCAUUUAAUUUAUACGCUACCGUACCGUCACGCACGCACGUUCUUUUAGCGCUACUGGGCCUUAUUUAUUGCACGUGGAUGGAACAGAAGCACAAAAAGUGUUAUUAUUUUGUUUGCACAUCACAGAACAUCCUUAAGGAACAUUCAGCAGAACUCAAUGCUUUAAAUUUAGUUCGUCAACUGAAAAUCUGUGUCACGUGUGCUACUCGAACUGCCUAUGAUUAUUGGAGUAAUGCUAUGCGUGAUAUACUAUUCGAAUUCAGCAGCGAACAUGCGUCCUCUCCACGUGCUACCACAUUCUUCCAAAGAUAAAUGUAACGGCUAGUCGUGUGCAGGCUACUUCUACGGUCAAUUCAUUGUUAAAUGGUGGGGUCCUGGUCACCACUGUCGCUGUUUCCCUUUCAAAUAGGCCAGAGAGAUGCGAAUUCCCGAGACUUCAAUGGGGACCCGGUCGGCUAACCACAAGACAGGGCCUUCGGCGGGGCAUUGUUUCAUGGCUGGGUUCAUCGCUUCAUGCACAUCACAGUGCUGCAAAUGCAUUUUACGUCAAAGCUACGAACAGUCGAUGGCGCGAUGCCAGAAAGGAGUGGCGCCGUUCGUGCUAAGAUGAUGUACAUCGUGUGUAUGACAAUGUUAAGAUGUUGUAAAUAAAGAGAACAAAU